Messenger RNA from Saccoglossus kowalevskii, 840 nucleotides. RefSeq names its product C-type mannose receptor 2-like. Lineage: Eukaryota; Metazoa; Hemichordata; Enteropneusta; Harrimaniidae. The record is from RefSeq and is a predicted model, not a curated record.
AUGUCUGAUGAAGUGCCUUGUUUGUCAGUCAAAAAACGCUGCACAUCGAAUUCUACUCCGAUUUCUCUGAGCAAGACGACUGCAUCAACGAUACGAAUAAUGUUAGGCUUACUGGUGAUACUCAUUGUUGGUGGUUUUGCCGUAGCAGAUCCAAUAAAGAGAUCUACUGGGGGAAUAACAGCAUGUAUUCCUGAGUAUCAAGUUCUCACUGAUAAAAUGACAUGGGAUGACGCGAAGGCUGCAUGUGAAUCUUCUGCUUCUUGGAAACUUGCUGAGAUCCGUUCCCAGGCACAACAAGAUGCAAUCAAGGCCAUUUUACCAGCAGGAGACGAUCAUUAUUGGAUUGGUGUUAAAGAUGUAGUCGGUGACAAUAAAAACUAUGAGUAUGCUACUGGUGGUUCAGUGAUUUACACAGACUGGUCGUCAAAUGAGCCAAAUAAUUAUAAGGGUACUGCUGAGGAUUGUGUAGAGUUACGAGGUAACCAUGACUAUGAGUGGAAUGACAUACCGUGUAGCAAUAAAAUUGCUGCUGUUUGCGAGUUUAAGCGUAUUCCUGAGUAUUUAAUUUUAACUGAUAAAAUAACAUGGCAAGACGCAAAGGCUGAAUGUGAAUUACAAUGUGGCAGACUUGCAGAGAUCUGCUCCCAAGCAGAACAGGAUGCAGUAACUGAUUUCUUACCAGAGGGAGAAGACAAUUAUUGGAUUGGUGUGAGCGAUGUAGUCGGUGACAAGGAAAACUUUGAGUAUGUUACUGGUGGACCAGUGAUUUACACAGGUUGGUUGCCGCAUGAGCCAAACAAUCAUAAUGAUCAUGUUGAGGAUUGUGUAGAGUUACGGUAA